Messenger RNA from Pyricularia grisea, 3198 nucleotides. RefSeq lists its product as uncharacterized. The transcript is spliced from 2 exons. The coding region runs from base 338 to 2674 and encodes 778 amino acids. The record is from RefSeq and is a predicted model, not a curated record. Lineage: Eukaryota; Fungi; Ascomycota; Sordariomycetes; Magnaporthales; Pyriculariaceae.
AUGCAUCCGUCACAGGUCUGAAGGAUCCUACCGCGUCGUCUUCUCUUUUUUUCUUUCUUUUUUUUUUCUCUCUUUUCCCAUGGUUGCUCGCCUGUUCCACUUCCUACGACAUAUCCUACCUCGACUCAAAUUCGUUGCCAUCGACUCAAGCAAUCUGCGUUCGUGCUUACCUGCCGUCGUGUCUCCUCGUGGGGUGCGGCAUUGGUGUAGCCCGGGGAGAGACGGAGUAUUUGUUUACUUUUAUACGACCCAUAACGAAACCGCCCGGCGUGGACCGAAACAUAUCAAGAAUACGCCCUUUCCUCUGCCGGUAACCUGGCCGUAACAUCAUCUCAACAUGGCCACUUCCACGAGGUACGCGCAGUCUACGGAGCAGUAUGACGACGAGGGAGAGCUGUCGUACCCGCCCUUAUCUGCCGCCACGUACCAGCGACCAGAAUCUCGGCCAAGGGUAGAGGAGGUCAAGGCACAACCAAAACAAAUUGAACACCCAAUACCAUCCAUGCAACAGGCUUUCUCCGAGUCGUAUCUCGAGGCUACUUUGGAGGGGGCUUUGGAGAAGCCAAAGCUACGGACCAAGGAUGCCAAGGGCCGCAGGGAGGAGUUGCUCGACCAGGACAAAUCGGACGGAGCCCCGAACGCCAUGUGGCGCUUCCGCCCCGGGCAGACGUGCCACGAGCUGCGAAAGCUGAUGGCGCAGGUCUCUUUUGGUGUUUAUCUACUCCUCAACGGCCUCGCAAACAGCAACGCGCAGGUUGUGUCCAUUCUACAGGGCCACAUUGACGAGAUCGACGAGUUUCUUGAGAUGACAAUGGAAGAUAUUGAGCUGGCAAACAAGGACAUAACGGAACGAAUCGACUAUCUCAAGCUGCCUAUGGAUAACAUGACAGUCUUUGCCACGAUGCUAGAGGACCGCGCCUUCCGGCUCCAGAUCGUCGAGGGCAAUGCCAAGAUAGAACACAUCCUCUCCCGCACGACGACAGCCCUAGUUCAGUCAGCACAGGAUCUCAGCGAGGGCUUAAAGUCGAGCAGGGAGUUUUCAGAGUACUUGGAGUCGCAGGAAGGUGGGUCCUGGCAGCUUGGACGGAGUGCGGAUGUGGUUGACAUCUUCAAUGCAAUGCGGGGCAACACGGAAGGCUGGGUGAAGACCUUUGUGGAUUUGCAGUCCAAGACCAGCGAGCUCAACGCUCUGAUCGUGAAGCUCGAGAACAUGGUUUCUUUGAUAGAACGGACGGCAGGGAAGGUCAGCAGACGCACAAGAUUCAGUGUGCAGCCCUUCACAGCACCGGAUCCCAGUCGACCACUAUCACCCGAUUCUAUUGGCACGAUUACUCCGCAAGCGUCGCCCCCACGAAGCAGGGUUGCCGCGGCAGCUCCCCGACUCACACUGAGGUUCAGUCGAAUGCCAGAGGAACGACCUUCAGGUCCGACAUAUUUUGACCUUCCCGUGAGGAACAGCCUUUUUGGGGCCACGACGGCACCUCCAGCACCUGAGAUCCCAGUGCGGGCCUCGCGGGGCCAGUCGUUGAAGCCAUCUCCCCAUGGCCCGGACAGGUCAAGCUAUCAGUCUGACUCGGAAUCAGACUUUGACCUUGACGAAAUGGCAGCCCAGUUUGGAAACUCGCGGCUUUCACAUUCCGGUUCGGCAAGGCCGAGGCCAGAUUCUCAGAUUCAACCACAUAUCGUUGAGGUUGAUGAUGAGGAUGAAGAUAAUGAUUCCGAGUCACCACCUCCGGUCCUUUUGCUACAGCCUAGGACUUACACUCCCGUCCCUCCUGCACCCAUGCCCUCACCGCGCGUCAUGGAAGAACGAAAGAGCGGGUAUAUGUCUGCAGAUAAACCUGCGAAUAAAAGGAUUUCAGUCACCAAGUCUCUGGGAGACCUAAGGGCGGCAAGUUCUGGAGUCAAGUCGCCCCCAGCUGCUAUCAGGGCCGAACCGAGACUCAUACAAAUAUCACCACCACGAAUAACACUUGAGGCUCUGCGCUCGCCUCGAAUGCCGCCUCCGUCGCUAGAAAGAGAGGAUGAAGGUUCUGGAAGCCCUCGAAAAGCCCAGCCCAACAACAAGAGAACAUCGCUGAGGGAUCGAGUAUCACUCAAGACCACCCCACCAGAGUCGAUACACGUGCCACCGCAUAAUGCACGGGAGCUGCAACAGCCCGUUUUUGCAUCGGCGCAUGAAUUCGAGAAUUAUCAGACGUUCGUUGCCCCAAGCUUGAACCAUGGUGCAGAUCGAGCCAGUAGCCGGAUCGAGAGCAGGCCCAGCAACCCGACCAUCGUGACAGACUUCUCGCCGCCUGUGUUUCCGGGCGUCAUACCUUCACCACAUUCGGACCAGCAGUACUUCCGACCAGUGCAGGCAAGUCCGCACUCGCCUCUUCAGCAACGGCCACACACGGCCGGCGGCCUCAACCCGCAAUACCUUCACCACCAGCGCAACGCACCCUCUGCCAUGGGUAUGAGCAUGUUGAGCAGUGUCUCGACGCUGAAUCAGGAUUCCGCGAGCUCGCGGCGGCUGAAGAAGAAGAGGAGCGCGUUCGGUUGGCUCAAGAAGGCCUUCUCCCUGGAUGAGGAGGAGAGGUUGGCUUAUGAGGCCAAGAAGGCGCAGCAGACGCCGAACCCCUACUACGAUGCGCGCAGCCCCAAGUUUUUGGAUGGUAAGCGCAUUAGGUGAUGGCGGGAUUGUGAAGCCGGAGCUGCUUAUAUAGCGGCCCGACCAACAAUAGCGGCAAAGCCUGUGCGCAUUCCACACAAGACAAACACAGAAAGAAAAGAAGAAAACGGAAACAAGACAAACAACAAAAUAAACAGAUUUACUUGAGAUAUACACAGACAUACCCAUGCCCUCCGCGGCAAAACAUGAAGACAUCACGACUCAGCCUCAUACAUCAGCAAUGCGUUUAGUUCUCGGUCACUGUUUGGACGGAACACGCUGGCCGACUGCAUUGAUACCCUCUAAAAGCAUAGCACUAUAUAUACACACAUUAUCCUGGCGUUCUCAUAUCUUUAUCAAGAUUUAGUCCUGUAUACGAGCUAGGACGGUAACUCACAAUAAUUAAACAAUAUCCGGGUGGCAUUUAUUGGAUUUUGAUUUUUCAAGGGACAAGCGAGGGUUUUCUUUUUUUUCUUUUUCUUUUUUUUGCGUUAAUCUGGGUUGGUUAAAGACAACUCCUGCUUUUGCUAGCAGAUCGCCUCGGG